Molecule: messenger RNA, 6068 nt
Organism: Myxocyprinus asiaticus (Chinese sucker)
Lineage: Eukaryota; Metazoa; Chordata; Actinopteri; Cypriniformes; Catostomidae
Product: CMP-N-acetylneuraminate-beta-galactosamide-alpha-2,3-sialyltransferase 2-like
Exons: 7
Coding region: 517-1542 (341 amino acids)
Molecular function (GO): beta-galactoside (CMP) alpha-2,3-sialyltransferase activity
Source: RefSeq, a predicted model, not a curated record
CGCAGGACGUAAAGCUUGACAUCAUUUCUCCUCAGUCCCAUGCAACAACACGGAGGUCUGCUUGUUAGACACACACAGUAGAGCUGAGGCGGACAAAGAAGCUUUGGCAGCAGUGACAUUCUUUACCACAGACAUGAACUGUAACAUAGUUAGAGACGCCUACUGCUGUACAGAGAGGAAGUGACGCUGUCUCCUCUCAGAGUAACUUCUCACCAUAUUGAGCCUUCAGAAACAACACGUCUGUCUUCUGUUGAAGUGUGUUCCACUAAUUCUUUGACUACACAUGGCCUUUUGGUUUACAAACCAUAAAAUGGACAAAUAGAACAAGGACAUAAUGGAUGUUUCAGGAUCCUUUUUAGACACCAUUUUCCAUUUUAAAGCAAAUUGUCAAAGACCAUAAAACCACUAUCCACUUGGCCAGAACAGUCAAGCCAGAAGUCAACUACUGCUUUUGUGGUGUUUCCUUGAAAUCAUCUGCUGAGAUUUUCCUCUGGAAAAGUUUAGUCUGCUCUAACCAUGAUUUUAAGAAGAAAACUGUACUUAGGCGCUCUGCUAGGAGCUAUUUUGUUUUUAAUGAUAGCUGCUCACACCAUUCAGAAGGCCACUGUUGUGCCAGUUGCAAUAUUACCCACUCAAAGCACUGUCAGGAUACAGACAAAGAACCAGAUACCGUCACAUCCUGUUACAAAGCCAAGGCGAGGUCUUUCCUGUAGCUGUCCAUCUUGUGUAGCAGACACAAGUGUGUCAGAGUGGUUUGACCAACGCUACAAUCACAACCAGCGACCUUACCUCACCGGCAUGGAAAAUGACAUAGAUACACUCUCUCUAAAGUGGUGGCUGUCUUUGCAGGCAUCUGACGGGACUAUCAAGGAUGUCACCCAGAAGAUGUUUAAGAUCAUAUCUCCUCCACCUGUGGAUGAGACGCCUCGGCAAAACCAGUGCCGGACAUGUGCAGUUGUUGGAAACUCUGGAAAUCUGUUGAAGUCCAAAUAUGGAGCCUUGAUAGAUUCCCAUUCAACUGUUUUUCGAAUGAAUAAAGCCAUAACUGUGGGUUACGAGGUAGAUGUUGGUAACAGGACCACGCACCACUUCAUGUACCCAGAGAGCGCAAUCGAUCUCGCCCCUGCUGUCCAUCUUGUCCUUCUUCCCUUCAAACUGCGAGACAUGCAGUGGUUGACCAGCGCCCUUUCCACGGGAGAGAUCAAAAUGACAUACAUGAGAGUGAAAAAUCGCGUAAAAGCUGAUAAAGACAAGGUGAUAGUUGUAAAUCCAGCCUUCUUUAAGUACACACAUGACAGAUGGACAGAGCGUCAUGGAAGAUAUCCAUCCACUGGGAUAGUAGCCAUUAUAUUUGCUCUGCACAUUUGUGAUGAGGUGUCAGUGUUUGGAUAUGGGGCGGACCAUCAAGGAAACUGGCACCACUAUUGGGAGGACAACAGAUACGCUGGUGCCUUUCGGAAGACAGGCGUCCACAAUGCAGAUUUCGAGACUGAGAUAAUCCAAAGGCUCAGCAAGGAGGGCAAAAUUAAACUGUACAGAUGAGCCUGUAAUUGUGGCCUUUAUUGACUAAGUAGUGCUUAAAGCCAGGACAUGCACAACUGUUGGAAACCAAAGAGAGGAAGAUCUGUGGUCCACCCUACCGUUAACUGACCACUAUGAACUGCACUGAACCAAACCCAUAGACAUCAAGCUGGAUCCUUAAAACCAAAUGAACUCCUCCUGUUCUCUAACAGCAUUUACUUGUCAUGUGCCUGAAGAAAAAACACAUUAUGGAGUGGAGCUAGAUGUUGCCUUCCACCCCAACUGGGCAUUGAACACUGAAGAAAGCAAAUAGUAAGCAGAUCGGCUUGAUCUGAGCAUCUUCAUAUCUUGUUUUGUUCAGUUGGUACUGACUUGCCUUACACCGUGUCUGCACUGUAAGAGGUGACAAAACUGGAUGGCUCCCAUUGUAAUCCACAAAGCUGACUACAUUGUAAGCCACUGAUGUUGAUAAUAUUGGGAGUGAUCUACUCGCUUGCGGUGUACAUAUGGUAUUAUAAAAAGCCAGUUUGCAGGGCAUUAAAGCCUUUAAGUCAACAUGAAGCAAAACCCACAAAACGAUUUACUUCCGUAAUUGUCCACUUUCAGAUGCUUUUUAAGUCAGCUUGAAACAAAAUUCCGUAAUGUGAGAAAAUUAGGAAGGGACUCAUGGGCGUCACUUUGUUUUAAAAAGUGGUGGGGACAUUUUUGGGGGGGGGGUGUUGUUGAAUCACAAAGUGACGAAACUCAUGAAUAUUAAUUAAGUUCAGAUAAUGUCAAAUAAUCUUUUACUGUUUUGAUAAAUAAUCAUUCUUGAUGACCAAAUCAAGCAUUCUAAUAAAUAUUUCACAUUAUUAAUUUGAUAAGUUGAUCUGCAACACUACUGUCAGUACUGGGAUUUUGUUCUGGGAGUACCAGGUUCUAAUCUGCCCUAAUAUAACUUUUAAAUUUAGUAUACUGCAUCUGUAUGUUGGUGGAUGUAUUAUGAGCGCCCUUACAAAAAUCGAGAGUUCAUGGCAAAUUUGAAUGUUACAUUUAUAUAUCGCUUUUCUAGACACUCUAAGUGCUUUUCAUAGUAUAGGGGGACUCUUCUCAACCACCAGUAUGCAGCAUCCACCUGGAUGAUGCGACGGCAGCCAUAGUGCGCCAGUAUGCACACCAGCUAUUGGUGGAGAGGAGAGGGUAGAGUGAUAGAGCCAGUUCAUGGAAGGGGAUUAUUAGGAGGCCAUGAUUGAUAAGGGCCCAUGGGGGGAAUUUGGCCAGGACACAGGGGUACACCCCUACUCUUUAUGAGAAGUGCUAUGGGAUUUUGCGGCUAGUUUGCCAGAACUAUAGAUUUUUUUGUAAGGGAGGGGACACAUCUGUUUGCAUUUUGCUUUGCGAUUUAACUGGAAAGGAGAGAGAGAUGCUCAGCGAAUAGAGCCUGCUGUCACUCAGCGCCACCGAUAACAGCCACAACGAGCACUCAUAAUAACAUAAAAAAUCAACUCUAGUGCUGGAUCGCCACUUGUAAUAACAAACACAAACGAAAUAGAGACUUCUUUUGCAUUAGACACUUACCUGACGAAAGCUAUUUCAAAAAGUGGUGGGGACAAAAUUGGCAAAGGCAAAAGUGGAAGGGUUAUGUCGCACCCGUCCCACCCGUAAAUGACGCCUAUGCCACAGGGUUUCAGUUUAUCUGUAGAUAAUAGAUUAGACCUGGAAAAGUGGGCGUUUCAUACCAAAAUUUAAAAUAAGUGGGCUUGGUAAUGUCAGCGGAAAAGGAAAUUAAUUUCAGGAAACCCGUUUUAAGACCAGAAACGUUCAGUAAGAAAGUAAAAAGGGUCAAUUUUGAUUUCAUGUUGACUUUCAAACUUAAACCUGCAGAGUGUGAAAGCCUUGAACUUUUGCUGUAGCUUCCAGUGAAAUCUUUCAAAGUAUCAAAUGAGCAAUGAAAAUGUUUUUAACAGAAAUCAGCAUUAUUAUUGAUUAUUUUAGAUAUCACACCUCGCCUCUUAUUUUAUCCAUGCUGUCAUUUAAAUCACUUAAUGCACCAAAAAAAAAAAAAAACACAUGCUGGAUAAUGUUUUUUUGUUUUAUUUACACAGUCUAGAUUUCACAUUUCAACACACAUUCUUCACUGUAGUGGAGAGUUUUCUAUGGGAGCAUUGGUAGUGUAUGUGAUAUGUGUUUAAUACCAAUAUGUACCUUUAGACCAAAGCUGUCCCUAGAGGCAUCUGGUCUUUGUGGCCUUGAAAUGACCCGUGACACUCGCACAACAUAUUUUGAAUAUAGCAAAUGCUGUAUUUUUAUACAUAUUUCAUUUAUUAGCAUUCGUUUCAUUCUUUGACCCUGAAUUAUGAUUGAUCUCUGUAUUUUUAUAGUGGAAAUUACUUGUGGUAAAUGUUCUGUGGUUUUUCCCUUUUCAAUCCAAGUGUGCAUUAUUGUAAACUUUUAUAAGGACUGUGAUAAGGCUUAAACUUGAACUGUAAUUUUUGAUGAUGUUUGUUGCCAUAGUGUUACAGUACAUGUGCAGAGCUGUGAUUUGUUCUGUCAUUUUAUGUCCUUGAAUGUAUUUUGGCUCCACAUUUAUUGCUUCAUGUCAAUCAAUGGCGUUCAUAGUGUUUUUAGGGAUUUCGCUAUGAAUACUAUGAAGAUAUCGUAACUAAAGUAUUAUCAAUUUGAAUUUGGACAAAACAUGACAUUAAUGGAAAAAAAAACUGACAAAAAAAACUGACACGGAGGUGUUUUAUUCCUCUGUUUAGAAACAGAACCAAAGCAUAAACAAUACAAAUAAAAUAAUUGCAUUUAAAAGUCACAGUUUAGAGUACUAGGACAUUAUUACAAAUAAAAAUAUGUAAUAUUUGUUGCAUAAAUAAAAAUACAGAAAAACUAUUUUUAAAGCUAUACUAUGUAACUUUUGGCCCUCUAGCGGUUAAAAUAAAACUGCAUGCAUCUUGCAGAAGAACAUUGCUUUAGUUAUGGUUCGGCUCUGCUCCUCUGCGCGGAUGAAUGUGGUUCGAGGCACCGGUGUACACAUAAAUACAGGAAAUCUUAUCAGAGCGAAUGGACAAGUAAAUAACGAAAGAAAGGAAAAGGCGGAUAUCCGAAAACAUGUCACCUGAGCAGGAAAGUGCCAUAUCUUAUGCUGUUGUUUUGACUUACUAGAAAAAUUGAUGUUUUGAAAUAAAUGACGUUACAAAAGUUAGGCAACAUUUGUUAACAUUAGACAUAACGAUUGAUAGUCUGAUAAGGUCAAACAUUGUAAUGUUUUUAUAACCAUGGUAGUAACUAAUUUAUAGAUUGCCAUUGUUACCAACCAGUGGUCAACAUCAUUUCAAGACUCACAUGUCCUUGGCAAGCCUAGGACUAAAAGAUUUAUUUAAAUUAUUAAAUUAUUGACGUUAUAAAGAAAAAUACACACGUGCUAGCAAGUGAAAAUUCUGCACCGAUUACAGUAUAAUUACUGUAUUUGCACAGACGUGUGUGUGAUUACACAACUAUACAUAAACCAUAUAAAUAAAAUAUCUUACCUGUUGAGUAAGAAAAAAGCCAUUUUAAAUCCUCUCAGAUCUCGGAGUUGUCGCCACAUCUAAAAAGCCAAGCCGAUGUUGAUUCGGGUUUUAUUACGGACUCUGUCGCUUUCUCUUUUUGCUUGUAGACUCUGCUCUGUUCGUGGUUUCUUUGUUUUUACAACCGAUGAUUCCCUGGAGGUUUGUCGUUUUGAAUGAUCCAUGGUUAGUUUUUAUUGUUUGUUGUGACAACAAACUUUCAGCUUUAGCUACUCCCACCCCAUACACGCGCUUCAGUAGCCGGAGCUUAUUUUCUCUGUGUACGGAUAUGACAUCAACACGUACGGGCGAAUGACGUAUGUAUGCAAUGUCCCGCGAAAUCCGUCCUGACAGCUCUAAAAUAUAAAUCAUUAUUAUAAGUUUAUCAAAGUGUAUUUGGGUAAAGUGAAGACAUGGUUUGGAAGAUGGAUUUUUGUAGCACUCUCUCAUUAAUAACAUUUUAUUUUUUAUCAAAAAAAGUUACAUAGUGUACUGUAGCUUUAAUGGAGAGACAAUUUAAUAUAUCUCAAUACUCUAAUUUCCAUUCAAGUUCAUCAAAUCUUUUCUUUUUGAAGGAAAAGCUGAAACAUUACAUAUUCAACUUUUAAUACAUUAAGGUAUAUACAUAUAUAUGGUACUCUAAUGCAAGUAGAAAAAUAGAACACCACUUAAAAUGGACGUAUUAUUUAAGAGUCCAGAAUAUUGAGCACUGACGUUCAACAAAAGCUGUGGCCAAAUUACUUUUUUAUUGUUUUGUUUACAUCACACAAACUCAAAAUGUGACCACAGAUUUCAUUUUCCCUGGGUUUCACAUGGUUUGAGAAACAUCUGCCACAACAAACUAGUAGUUCUCUAUUCUCUAAGCACUUUAAGGAAGGUAAAGUAUACAUGUUAAAAGACUGUCCAGCUGAAUGUGAUAUUUUUAUCCUGUUGUAAUGGGCAAAUUGUGUGGCUUCAUAGUAUGCAUGUCUUGUGAGAACCUGUGGUCUGUGUCUUCAAUAAACCACUUACUUCACCAUU